AUGAUUGAAAACAGCAUGUUUGAGGAAGAACCAGAUGUGGUGGAUUUAGCCAAAGAGCCCUGUUUACAUCCUCUGGAGCCUGAUGAGGUGGAAUACGAGCCCCGGGGUUCGCGACUGCUGGUUCGGGGUCUUGGCGAGCAUGAGCUGGACGAGGACGAAGAGGACUACGAGUCGUCUGCAAAGCUGCUGGGCAUGUCCUUCAUGAACAGGAGCUCGGGGCUCCGAAACAGCGCGGCCGGCUACCGGCAGAACUCGGAUGGGCCUUGCUCCAUGCCCUCUGCCAGGACCAUGGUGGUCUGUGCUUUCAUCAUCCUAGUUGCUGUUUCUGUAAUCAUGGUGAUUUACCUCCUGCCCAGGUGUACCUUUACCAAAGAAGGCUGCCAUAAAAAAAACCGAUCCAUGGAACUGAUUCAGCCAAUCGCAACGAAUGGAAAGUUGUUUCCGUGGGCCCAAAUCAGGCUGCCCACUGCCAUCAUGCCAGUGCGCUACGAACUGAACCUCCACCCAAACCUAACCUCGAUGACGUUCAAGGGUUCCGUGACGAUCUCGCUCCAGGCCCUUCAGGCCACGUGGAGCAUCAUUCUUCACAGCACAGGCCACAACAUUUCCAGAGUGAUCUUUAUGACUGCAGUUUCAAGCCAGGAAAAAGAAGUUGACAUCCUGGAGUACCCACUGCAUGAACAAGUUGCCAUUGUUGCCCCCGAGGCCCUGCUUGAAGGGCACAAUUACACCGUGAAGCUCGAGUACUCGGCAAACAUAUCUGCUUCUUACUACGGGUUCUACGGCAUCUCCUACACUGACGAAAGUGCUGAGAAAAAGUACUUUGCGGCAACUCAGUUUGAACCCUUGGCAGCAAGAUCUGCUUUUCCUUGUUUUGAUGAACCAGCAUUUAAAGCCACAUUUGUCAUCAGGAUCAAAAGAGAUGAGCAAUACACUGCUUUAUCAAAUAUGCCUAAGAAGUCAUCAAUCGUGAUGGAAGAUGGACUUGUUCAGGAUGAGUUUUUUGAGAGUGUGAAGAUGAGCACUUAUCUGGUUGCCUUCAUUGUGGGGGAGAUGAAGAACCUGAGUCAGGACGUAAAUGGAACCCUGGUUUCUAUAUAUGCUGUCCCAGAAAAGAUUGGUCAAGUUCACCAUGCCUUGGAAACGACUGUGAAGCUUCUUGACUUUUAUCAAAACUACUUUGAAAUUCAAUACCCACUAAAGAAAUUGGACUUGGUGGCUAUCCCUGACUUUGAAGCAGGAGCAAUGGAAAACUGGGGUUUGCUCACCUUCCGAGAAGAGACACUUCUGUAUGAUGAUAAUACUUCUUCAGUGGCAGAUAGAAAGCUGGUUACUAAAAUCAUCGCUCACGAGCUGGCCCAUCAGUGGUUUGGUAAUCUGGUAACAAUGCAGUGGUGGAAUGAUGUAUGGCUAAAUGAAGGUUUUGCUACAUUCAUGGAGUAUUUCUCUUUGGAAAAAAUAUUUGGAGAGCUCUCCAGUUAUGAAGAUUUCUUAGAUGCUCGAUUUAAAACCAUGAAAAAAGAUUCCUUGAAUUCAUCCCAUCCAAUAUCAUCAUCGUCUGUUCAGUCUUCAGAACAGAUUGAAGAAAUGUUUGAUUUUCUUUCCUAUUUUAAGGGAGCUUCCCUGUUGUUGAUGCUGAAAACUUACCUUAGUGAAGAUAUAUUUCAACAUGCCAUUAUUCUUUAUCUGCAUAAUCAUAGCUAUACAUCCAUUCACAGUGAUGACCUGUGGGAUAGUUUUAACGAGGUCACAAACAAAACACUAGAUGUAAAGAAAAUGAUGAAAACCUGGACCCUGCAGAAAGGAUUUCCUUUAGUGACUGUUCAGAGAAAAGGAAAGCAAAUUCUUGUACAACAGGAAAGAUUCUCUUUAAAUGUUAAGCCUGAAAUUCAGCCUUCAGAUGCAAGUUCUCUGUGGCAUAUUCCACUAUCCUACAUCACUGAUGGAAGAAAUUACUCCAAGCAUCGAUCAGUAUCAUUACUGGACAAGAAAUCAGGUGUCAUCAAUCUCACAGAAGAAGUGCAGUGGAUCAAGGUCAAUACAAACAUGACUGGCUAUUACAUUGUCCAUUACGCAGAUGACAACUGGGAAGCACUGAUCAAACAGCUGAAAAUAAAUCCUUAUGUGCUGAGCGACAAAGAUCGAGCCAGCCUCAUCAACAACAUCUUUGAACUUGCAGGCCUAGGCAAGGUGUCUCUUCAGAGAGCUUUCGAUCUGAUUGAUUAUCUUAGAAAUGAGACCUACACUGCACCCAUCUCUGAAGCCCUGUUCCAGACAGAACUCAUCUAUAACCUCCUUGACAAACUCGGGCACAUGGAUCUGGCCUCAAGAUUGGUGAACAAGGUAUUUAAGUUGCUUCAAAGCCAGAUCCAGCAGCAGACUUGGACUGACGAGGGCACCCCGUCCACUCGAGAGCUGCGGUCGGUCUUGCUGGACUUCGCUUGCGCCCACAGCCUGGAGAGCUGCAGCGCUGCUGCCUUGAAGCUCUUCAAUGACUGGGUGACGUCCAAUGGCACUCAGAGCCUGCCUACGGACGUCAUGACGACCGUGUUCAAGGUUGGAGCAAAAACUGAGAGCGGCUGGUCAUUCCUCUUAAGCAAAUACGUCUCUCUAGGCUCUGAAGCAGAGAAGAAUAAAAUACUCGAAGCUCUUGCCAGCUCAGAGAAUGUACGGAAGCUUUACUGGUUGAUGAAAAAGAGCCUCGAUGGAGAUCUCAUCCGAACACAGAAGCUGUCGUUCAUCAUUAGGACGGUGGCCCGGCGUUUUCCUGGACACUUGCUGGCCUGGGAUUUUGUCAAAGAGCACUGGAGUAAGCUUGUGCAGAAGUUCCAUCUGGGGUCCUAUACCAUACAAAGUAUCGUUGCUGGAUCAACUCACCAGUUUUCAACAAAGGCACAUUUAUCUGAGGUCCAGGCAUUCUUUGAAAAUCAGUCAGAGGCCACCUUUCGACUUCGCUGUGUCCAGGAGGCAUUGGAAGUCAUUGAGCUGAACAUGCAGUGGGUGGAGAAGAAUCUUAAAACCCUGACAUAUUGGCUGUAG
This is a messenger RNA of Rangifer tarandus platyrhynchus (Svalbard reindeer), 3039 nucleotides long. The record is from the annotation of a GenBank genome assembly. Lineage: Eukaryota; Metazoa; Chordata; Mammalia; Artiodactyla; Cervidae.